AAAGAAAAUUUGAAAAAAAAAAAACUUUCAAAAGUCACCUUUCUUUAAAUAAAAAAACGAAAUUGCUAUAUUGCUGUAGUGGCAAAUGAUGGCCAAAUGCUCUAUUGCUCCAUCCGUUGAACCUCUCUUUCAGAGCUGCAAUGGUCUUCAAUACCUUGCCGAAACGUGUCGUUUCAAGGCGUGGUUCUUGGAUCAAUUUGGAGUCCUUCAUGAUGGCAAACAACCUUACCCAGGCGCAAUUUCAACAUUGGAAAAGCUGGCAACUACUGGUGCCAAGAUGGUGAUUAUAAGUAAUUCCUCAAGACGUGCAUCAACGACAAUUGAGAAAAUGAAGAACCUAGGAUUUGAUCCUUCUCUCUUUGCAGGAGCCAUCACCAGUGGAGAAUUAACUCAUCAGUACUUGCAAAGGAGAGACAAUGCCUGGUUUGCUGCACUUGGAAGGUCUUGCAUUCAUAUGACCUGGAGUGACAGGGGUGCUAUAUCUCUUGAGGGUUUGGGCUUACAAGUCGUGGAGAACGUUGAAGAAGCUGAUUUUAUCUUGGCUCAUGGCACUGAAGCCUUGGGGCUUCCAUCAGGUGUUGUACGUCCUAUGAAUCUUGAGGGUCUUGAGAAAAUAUUGGAGUGUUGCGCAACUAAAAAGAUCCCCAUGGUGGUUGCUAAUCCAGACUUUGUGACUGUUGAAGCUAGAGCUUUGAGUGUCAUGCCUGGUACAUUGGCAGCCAAAUACGAAAAGCUUGGUGGUGAAGUGAAAUGGAUGGGGAAGCCAGAUAAGAUAAUAUAUGAAUCAGCUAUGGCGAUGGUCGGUGUGGAUGCUUCUGAUUCUAUUGCUGUGGGUGACUCUCUUCAUCAUGACAUUAAAGGUGCAAAUGCAGCUGGAAUCCAGUCAGUAUUUAUCACUGGAGGGAUCCAUGCAACUGAACUUGGACUCCAUAGUUUUGGACAAGUUGUAGAUAUAUCCUCUGUACAGUCCCUUGCAUCCAAAUAUGAUGCAUGUCCAACAUACGUGUUACCAGCAUUCACAUGGUAGAAUUAAGUCCUGAUGCUUGAUUUUCAGAUCUUCAAGAAAGAAAUUGCUUUCCCUAGCAGUAAGUUCUCCAGACUACAUUCUGACCUGUGCAUGGUGGGUCAAAAGGGCAGAACCUAAUCCAAAACAAAUUGACAAAUUCAAGGGCACUGGACACUUUGGCCAGGGUGAUGUUUUAUAAUAUAUGAUUUGAUUGAAAUAUCUUGAUUCAAAUUUAGUUCCCAAUGUCAUGGAAAACAUAAAGGGGAAAAGAGACGAAAGGAAUGACUGUUACACCUGUCACUAGCUCAAGAUCAAUUAAGUUUGUUUUAUUAAAGAAUUGGGUUACUGUCAUGUUAUCUUUGUUGGAUGCUUUAUCAUGUUUGUCAUUUGGCAAUACGUUCAAUGAAUAACCACAAAAAGUUCACUUUCCCA
Theobroma cacao (cacao) is the source of this 1438-nucleotide messenger RNA. Its product is annotated as Haloacid dehalogenase-like hydrolase (HAD) superfamily protein. Lineage: Eukaryota; Viridiplantae; Streptophyta; Magnoliopsida; Malvales; Malvaceae. The record is from RefSeq and is a predicted model, not a curated record. Gene Ontology annotation, cellular component: chloroplast; cytoplasm. Gene Ontology annotation, molecular function: phosphatase activity.